UAAAUGUGUGCGUGUUAACGUCAUUUACCAUCGUGGUGGCUUUCACAUAUAUUCACAGACAACACUAUACACAAAAGGGUUUUGGUGGGAAAGACGGACGAAAGUUUCUAGUCUUGGUAUUUUUUGUUUGUGGACGCACCCCUAAGCCCUAAGUUCAAAUUGAAUGUCUUGAACUUCGUGAAUGUAGCUUUUAAAAUUUGACCAUAUUAAAUUAAGAUAAUAUGAUUCCUAAAAAGAUGCCCGUCAAAGACUCGCACAUAGUAAAAAUAGCAGUUGAAUUUCCCGAUCAUGUAGCACAACUUAUCAAUUUAGACCAAAGACAGCCACUCACAGGAAAAAUUCAAGAGCUUUGUAAUAAUUGGGGUAUAACCGAUGCUGAAAAUUAUGCGCUCCAAUUUUGUGAGUUAAACAAUCAUCGAUUUGUUACUGAAAAAAACCGCACAGAAAUUAAAAAUGGGUCUGUUCUUCGCUUGCAGUUGUCGCCAUCAAAAAAAGCUUAUGACAUUCUUCAAUGUCUCAAACCUGAUUCAAAAACAGAUAAAGUUAAAUGUCUUAAAGAACUCUCUGCGCUUAGCGUUGAUCUAACGUUUGCCAUGGAAUUUAUAAAAGAACAAGGUCUUACAAUUUUAAUAUCUAUGAUUGAAGAUUCCACCAAUGAAGAUGAAGGGCUGAAAUAUAGUUUAGCAAGUUUUGUGGAAUUAAUGGAGCAUGGUAUUGUUUCGUGGGAAAUUUUACAAGUUCCCUUUAUAACAAAGAACAUAUUAAUAGUAUGCGAUUUUAAAAACUACUCAAAAGAAUGCGUUGAAAGAGCACUAUCAAUUUUGGAAAACAUUGUUCAAAAUAGCGGGAAAUAUGUUCAAGUCGAAAAUGAUGUCACUUUGGAAAAUGUUCUUCGUCUUUUGCAAGAUUCAAAUUCAUUGAUUAUUCGUCAAAAUACAAUUGCUCUAAUAAAUGCUCUAUUUAUGAAGGCAGAUGAUGCUCGCAAGCGUCAAAUAGCAUUGACUCUUAGCAAAAAGCAAUAUCGUACGGUGCUGAUUGCUGAUAUUACAGGUUCUGAAAUUCAACAUCAGCUUUAUAUUUUGCAAACCCUUACACUAGGCUUGUUGGAGAACCGCAUGCGAUUAAAACUAAACCCACAAGAUCAAGAUGCGUAUGAUAAAAUUAAAGAACUGAAAAAAAUAGCGUUUGACGACUACCCCAUUGGAGCUGGAAUAAUAGAAGAUCAGCGUCGUGGAGUAAAUGUCAAUUUUUCACAGUAUUACAAGAAACUGGGAUUUAAUUGCGAUGUUAACCCAGCCCAAGAUUUCACAGAAACUCCACCGGGUAUUUUGGCUUUAGAUUGUAUGGUGUAUUUCGCUCGCAAUUAUACUCAACAGUAUACCAAAGUUGUUCAUGAAAACACAUGUCGCGCAUAUGAGCACGAGUGUCCAUUUGGGAGAACUUCAAUCGAUUUGGUUAAGAUGUUAUGCGAAUUUCUAAGGAUUGGAGAACCCCCAUCUGAGCAAUCAAUGGGAUUUCACCCAAUGCUUUUCGGCCAUGACCAUCCAUUUGAGGAAUUCUUUUGUAUUUGCAUUAUAACUCUCAAUCGAACCUGGAAAGAUAUGCGCGCAACUGCUGAGGACUUCCAAAAAGUAUUAAGCGUAGUGCGCGAACAGAUUAAUAGAACACUUAAAGUUCGACCUGAAAAUCUAGAAGAUUUCCGAUUUAAAAUAGGGCAACUUAACUAUCAGGCAAUCACCAAUUUAAGGCAACAAGAACGUAAUUCAAAAGAAGAAUGUGAAUCUACAGCAUCAGCAAUAGUUAAACUAAAGAAUAAAAUCAGUCCCGAUGUCAUUCAUCUUAUAAAACAACAACGUUUGACGUUCCUUGUGGAAGGAACUCGUUUUUCCAAAUAUUCCCGGGGUGUUCGUAGCAAAGACAAGUUCUGGUAUGCAAGGCUGUCGCCAAAUCACAAAGUUUUUCAUUAUGGUGACUGCGACGAAAAAGCCAUUCCAACUCUGGAAGAUCUGACAAAUAAAGUUUUAGUAAUAGACAUAAAGCAGUUACUUAUUGGGAAGGAAUGUCCACACAUGAAAGAGAUGCGAGCUAGAAAAUCAGCAGCAAAUUUAGGGUUUUCAAUUACGUUUGAUAAUAUGGAUCAUUCAACACUUGAUUUUGUUGCUCCUGAAGAACUUAUAUUUAACUAUUGGACAGAUGGCAUAAAUGCCUUACUCGGGCAGGAAAUGACUAGUAAGCAAAAGGAGGAAGACUUCGAAAUUUUGCUUUCUAUGAAAAUUAAACUCAGGUUACUUGAUACUGAGGGUGUAGAUAUAAGCAAUGGACACCCUGUUAUACCAGAAGAUCCUCCAAAUUACGAUUUUUGUUUUGAAAAUUAAAUUUUAUUACUGAAUACAGUCAAACUUUUUUAUAACAAAAUUCUUUCUAUACCGAAUGUCAUUUAAUGGAUGAAUUCAUUAACGCAUCAGAAAAUUGCAUAAGGUAAGGUAGUGUUUUCUUUCCAUACAAAAAGUUGUGAUGCGUUUGUGAAUUCAGCCAAUAUCCUAUUCCCUUAAAAUAUAUCCCAUAUAAAUUAGAACAUUUUUAACGAAUUUCUUUUUAGCGAAAUUCUAUUUAUAAGCAACAAAAUUGUUUCUUUAUAAAUAAAUGCCAAAUUUCAAAUUUAGUUGCUAAACUACGAUUUAUUUUGAUAACGAUUUUUAAAUGUUAAUUUUUGGUGGGAACAGAUCAUAGUUUGGAGUUCGCAUUUUAAACAGUACGUGAUAUGUUAUUAAACAAAUGUCGAAGAGCGAAUGCAUAAAAAUGAUGACUUAUGUUUGUCAAAUAAUUUUGUAUUUUGGGUUGAAAAAUAAAAAAAAACACUAGAUGACAGCAGAAUUCGAACAGGAUUCGAACCCCGGUGUGUAUUGCGCACUGAAUCAAUCACAUUAUUGAAGUAAUGCAGCUCCUUAACCGCUCGGCCAACUCAUCAUGUCUGGGCGCGCUGGCUGGUUUUUAAUGUCAAAUUAAUUUCGAAAAUGAUUAAAGCAUUUGAAUAUUAGUAAGAUUUGUUCGGUGAACAAAAAAGUUCGUGGGAGAUUCGCAAUAGGAAAAUUAUCUUCCAGGGUUAUUUUUUUUCCGGUGAAAAAAAGUUUUCAUUAAGUUGGCGAUAGGACUGAUGAAUCAAUCAUUGAAAAAAGUUAAAAAAAAGGAAAAGAAAAAAAAUAUGGCAAAAAAGUUGGUGUUUCUUUCACACAAUUUUCUUUCGACAAUUUAAAAAAAAUGAAGCUAACAUUUUAGAGUUUGCGGAAGCAAGCUAAAAUAGAAACUAAUGUCGUUUUCUUUCACUAUUUUAAGGAGUACUCUUAAUUUUUACUCCUUUUUUUGGAGUGAUAGAACAUGACAAGAGUAAUUUUUUUUUGUAAUUGUUUGUGUGACAAGGCAAAAAUGGAUAAUUUCCUUGAAGAAAAUAGUGAUAACAGGCCUAGGGAAAAAAUUUUAUGAAUUGAAAAAAAAAUUAAUAUUAAUAACAUAUCGUCGCCCGAGAAUUGUUUUGUCGUAAACGCCAAUUUUGGAAUUUAAGGAAAUCGCAUUUGAGCUUAUAUAAAAAAUAAACCGGCCUAUAGAUUUUUUUCAAUUUUAAUAGAAUAUUUUGUGCGAUAUCUUCUUCUUAUUUAUGUUGUUAAAAUUGUCUUAUCUGGUUUGUUUUUUAAAUUAUCAUUACGUUACUACACGUACGACAAAGUAAGCGCACGUACGACAUUCUAAUAUUAAGACUCUAUUUUUGCCAGCUGGCAAAGUAAUGGCCCCACCUUACAAAACCAUAUUAAAAUGGACUUAAGAUUAAUAAGGGUGCUUUCAUAAAUGCAUGGUUGCGCAAAUCUGACGAAUGCAAAGCUUUCAUUAAUGCAAAUGACAAAUGUCAGGUGUUCAUAAAUGUAAAACGCAAAUAUUUGCAGCGCAAAUGUGCAAAUGAAAAAAUUCCCAUGCGCAAUGAAUUUAAACUUGAAGAAAGAAGGAACAUGACGUAAAAAAUGAUACAGCUUUCCUUUAUUUUUCAAUUUUGUCAAAAUAUUGAUUGGAAAUUCAAAGUUCAAGUCAAAAUAACGCGAAUUUCUUGGAUAUAAUAAAUUUGUAAAUAUUUAGAGAAAUGUUAAAAAAAAGUUUUUUUUUUCUUCUUAAAGGAUGGAAUUAAGGUAUGUUUGUUUUGGAGAAGAGGCUGAAUUGAAACUUAAAAAUUUUGCCAAAUGACGCAAAUCAGAAAAAGUGUUCAUAAAUUCAAAGUUUUUCUGACAUUAGUCUGAUCGCAAAUGACCGCAUGUAAACAAAGCAACCAUGCAAUUAUGAAAGCACCCAGGAGAAUGUUAAAGUCUUAUGUCGUUUUCUAUUGACGAAUCUCAGAAUGAGAUUUGUGAAUUUGACAGCUGAAAGGGGGGGUGAAGAGGGGAAAUAGUCGAAAAAUCUCAGAUUUCAUGAUCUAUUUGCGUCCUGAGAUUCAAAAAAAUGACAAAAAAAUGAAUCUGAGAUUCAAGAAUCUGAUUCUGGAUUUUUAUCAAGACUCACGCAUACAAACACACGCACUUUCACACACACUCCUCUGUUUGACAUUUGUCUGAACAUUUGUUGUUGUUUUAUUUUUGUUAUACGUACAGAUUUCGCACACAAUUACAAAACUAGAUUUCAUAUUCUAUUUGCGCUGGAAAUUCUGAGAAUUUUACACAAAAAUCUGAAAAGUCAAUAGAAAACGACAUUACAAAUCAUUUUUUAGAAGGACACUGCCCCAUUUCUCGCAAAUUAUGUAUAAGAACAUUUAAAGAAAUUCAAAGUUAAAAAAAAAACUAUGUUGGCAAUCUUGUUUCUACAGCUUCAAAUAUAAUUGUAAAUGCGUGGGAUUAACUAAAAUGGGCAGUUUAUGAUAUGAAUAUAGAAAUCUGUAUCUGAAGAAAGAGAUGUCAAAUGAUUACAUCAAAGCCCCCAGAGAUAACGUCUCAUUAGAUGUGUUAAAAUUUCUUAACCGCUUUUUUAAAAUUCAAAGUAAAUAGGGGGCGCUAGAACCUUUAACCCUAAAAAGCUAACCUUAUUUUGUAGUACGUUUAGUUUAGACGAAGUGAUUUUUAAGAAAAAGUUAUUAACUAAUUUCUGUGAAGUUAAAUAAUUCAUGUUAAGUAGUUAUUUUCUUAACAGAAAAAGCAAAAAAAGGAUUUUUUUACACACGGGUUACACGAAUUUAGAAUGUAAUCGGAAGCUCCUUUUUCCGAAAAAUCAGAAAAAAUAAAAUUGGUGUUCGUCAAAUCGACGAAGGUUAGCUUUCUAGGGUUAAAAUUAUUUGUUUAACUUCGUUAAAUAACAAAAAAUUAUUUUCGUUAAAAAUAUUAUCAAAUAACUUUCGUUUUAGUUAUAAUAAUUGGGGUGAGGCUAUCCUAAUGUUAUAAAGAAAAAAAAAGACUUGUGGCACUCGAGGACUGCCGCGGUAAAGCUAUUGCAUUGCAUUUUUUAUCAACUUAUGCAAUUAUAAUUUGUUUACCUACACUACACAAAACAAAUGAUUAUAUUUUGUAUCUACCUAUCAUACUUUUUCUCUUCUCUUCUGAUUUAAUAUCGCAAGCGCAUUCCAACGCUUUAAAGCUGAAACACAAUCACGCUUUAGGGCGUCGCUUCGUUGCGUUACGUUGAGAAAUCCUCAAAGCGCGCUUCUGUCACUUUGACUUUGAACAGCUGAUUGCAACAUAAAAUCUGCUGUCAAAUAAAAAAAAACACAGUCACUCACAAAAUUAUUGGGCCAAGUCUUUAUCUUGAUUUAAUUGUGGAAAAAUGAAAAAAGUUUAAAAAAUGCAUAAAAAUUUGUUUAUUCUUUAAUCCUAUAGUAAUAAAAACAAAACCAAUCAAAAUAUAUUGUUUUUAACAAUAAAACUUAGUCUAAAACAUCAUUAAAUUUUUUUGUUUUUAAUACGUAAAUUGUUUUGAUUUAAAAUAUCUCGAUGUCGUUUUUUUGUGCAAAAUCUAUAUAGAGAAAUUAAAAAACACACAUAGUUUUGCAAUAAUUUAUUUUUUUUAAUUCACAUUUGGCGCAAUAAUAAUGUGGGUGACUGUAACUAUGUCUGUUAAAUGUCAGAAAGCGAGCAAAAGUUCAGUCUGGUUGAACUUUUGCUCGCUUUCUUACGUUUCCUUACGUUUGUCAAAUAAAGCGUACGUAAGAAAAGCGUCAUUGUGUGAGGAUACACAGAUUUCCUAUAGUUGAACUUUUCGCAGUUGUCAAAAUCGACGACAAAGCGUGAUUGUGUUUCAGCUUUUACUCCUUCACAAAUCACAAAAAGUUGAUCAAGAAAGAGAAGAAUGGGAAGAGAAAAGAAAAGAAAAUACAGAACAAUGUAUGGUCUUCUUCCUUACUCCUCUUUUUGUUGUCUAACACAAUUUAUAUAACCCUCUCUGGCUGAACCAAAACCAUUCACACAUCCAUCCAAGCUUCGUACAAUCGUAUCAUAUGCAUAUACACACAUACCAUCAUAAAUGUACUAAUUUUUCGUUACGUUUUUUCUUGGUUAGCUCCCCAUGCCAGGCCUGCGUUAAAAUCUAUGCAAUAGCUUAAAAAUUACUAUCUGUUCGCAUAUAAAAAGUGCAAUACAAAAUCGAUUUUCAAGAGUACUAUAGGUGAGGACAGGAUAUCCUAGUUUUACGGACUGUAUGACCAUAAAUAAAAGCGAAUUAAAUAUCAAACUAAAGAAUUUAUUCUUUUAAAAUAUUGAUGCGCCUUUUAUUUUACACUUCUCUACCGUUGUUUUACAAAUUAGUUUAAAUAAUUUAUAAAAUGUUAAUAUGUCUCUGAAAUGCGUUCUUCCUUUUUUUU
Episyrphus balteatus (marmalade hoverfly) is the source of this 6820-nucleotide messenger RNA. It is a transcript of the gene Ced-12, whose product is annotated as engulfment and cell motility protein 1. The record is from RefSeq and is a predicted model, not a curated record. Gene Ontology annotation, biological process: actin filament organization; cell motility. NCBI's taxonomy places the organism in Eukaryota, Metazoa, Arthropoda, Insecta, Diptera, Syrphidae. Bases 222 to 2375 code for a protein of 717 amino acids. The transcript is spliced from 2 exons. Gene Ontology annotation, cellular component: plasma membrane.